Molecule: messenger RNA, 1155 nt
Organism: Oncorhynchus keta (chum salmon)
Lineage: Eukaryota; Metazoa; Chordata; Actinopteri; Salmoniformes; Salmonidae
Product: rho-related GTP-binding protein RhoF-like
Exons: 4
Coding region: 155-706 (183 amino acids)
Biological process (GO): cell migration; small GTPase-mediated signal transduction
Molecular function (GO): GTPase activity; GTP binding
Source: RefSeq, a predicted model, not a curated record
CAAUUGUACGCUCCCUCAAAACUUGAGACAUCUGUGGCAUUGUGUUGUGACAAAACUGCACAUUUUAGAGUGGCCUUUUAUUGUCCCCAGCACAAGGUACACCUGUGUAAUGAUCAUGCUGUAUAAUUCUUGAUAUGCCACACCUGUCAGCUGGAUGGAUUGUCUAGGAAAAGGAAAAAUGCUCACUAAUAGGGAUAUAAACACAUUUGUAGACAAUUUGAGAGAAAUAAGUUUUUUGUGCAUAUGGAACAUUUCUGGGAUCUUUCAUUUCAGCUCAUGGAACCAACACUUUACAUGCCAAGAUGAUUACGAUCGUUUGAGGCCACUCUCAUACCAGAAUGCCAACCUGGUGUUAGUUUGUUAUGAUGUGACCAACCCCACCAGUUUUGAAAAUGUCUUAAUCAAGUGGUACCCGGAAGUGAACCACUUCUGUCGCGAUGUUCCUGUCAUUCUGAUUGGCUGUAAGACUGACCUGAGGAAGGAUAAGGAGCGUACCAGGAGGCUAAAAGCCAUGGACCAGGCUCCCAUCACUUACACACAGGGUGAGGAGACCAGGCGGCAUAUGAGUGCUGAGCUUUAUCUAGAGUGUUCAGCCAAAUACCGGGAGAACGUAGAGGACAUUUUCAGAGAUGCCACCAAAAAAGCCCUGGCAUCAAGCCGCAGAGCAAGACAACGUACGAAGAAGAGGCAUUGUGUCAUCCUGUGACCUCGUUCUAGUGAAAGGACAGAGGCUUGAAGUCCAUUGACACAACAGGGGACACUGUCCUCUGGUCUUACAUGCCAAAGCUACACAUUCUGCUGCUUGUCUAUUAUAAACAACUGCUUGCCACAUCCUGGGUCAUCCUAAUUCAAUUUCAAGAAGAGCCUGUUCUAUCCCCAACCAAUUCAUGCCUUUGGGAUCUGAACAAUGAUAUUGAACACUGAACUAAUAUCUACUAAGAUCUGCUAGGAUAGAGAUGGAAUUCCUGCUAGUUCUAUGGCACAAGCUCUAUCCUGGGAUUCUAGAGUGGUUUUGUUAAUUACUAGCUACGUUAGACCAGGGUGUAAAUUGGCAUAUAAAAGCAGAUUGAGAUUGUACUUCAUAUACCUUUUUUCAAAUAUCCUUUUAUCAAUUACUGAAUUUCUAUUUUUACUUUUAUAAAGAACUUAUGCCUA